AUAAAGGUUAAGCGAACCAGCAGAGCAAGGUCACUUGAAAGGUUUGCCUUCUCCCACCUACCCGCGCCGUUUUCGUUUUCGUUCUCUUCGUAUCGCCAAAGUGAGACUAAAAAUAACCAUUGAAAAGUGAAAAAAAUAAAUAAAUAAAAUUGUUUUGAAAAACCGCAAAGAAAAACGAUAAUCUAUUUGAGGUUUUAUCCGCUCAAAUGCUGCUGACGCAAGCAGCUGACAUUUAGCAAAAUGUUAAUCGAUAGAAUUUUCGUUGGUGUUUGUAGUGGUACCUUGUGCAUGGAAGAGAAGACGACGGGGGCAAAGCCAAAGCCUGUUUGGAUCGCGAGAGUCAAUGGACUGAUUUUUACACUUUACCGGUUUAUGAUAUUCCAUUAUUGUUGUUUGUGGAACAAAAUAUAAACACAGAGUGCCAUGCCACCCUCGAGACAGCUGAGCAAAGCAACAACAACUGCUUGCACUGCACUGGCGUGAUGGAGAUGGUUGAGAGCAAAUUGUACCAAGCAAAGCUAAAAAAUCACAAAGAGCUAUCCCUACAGGGGCUAUAGUGCCGUGCCAUGCGAUCUAGCCGAUCGAAUGUGAAGCGAGAGAAGGUCAAUCGCGAUCAGUUUACUCGGCGGCUGUGUUAUAGCGACCCAAUUUUAACCAGUUCAGCCUUCUAGCCCUAUUCGAUGGAUUCCUUUUUCGAUCUAUUCGAUCCGACCGCGUCGUCGUCCUCAUCUUCCGGCAGCGGAAUGGGCGACAACAACAACACUAACAAUGAAGACGACGAUUACGGGUCGCUGCUUCCGCUGGAGGCUUUUCUGCUGAAGAAUCAAUCGGGUCAGCAGCCGCAGCCAAUCCCCGAGAGAGCCCUCAACCUGCACCGACAACAGCCAAUGAUGGUUGACCAGCGAUAUUCGCCCUCGUCGCCCACGAUCAUUGAUUUCGAUCUGGAUAUUCUGCCACCCGAGCCGCAACUGGGCAACAUCGAGUACAAACUGAAACUAAUCAAUCCCUCGAAGCAGCGCUUCGAACAUCUGGUGACCCAGAUGAAGUGGCGCCUGCGAGAAGGCAACGGGGAAGCGAUAUACGAAAUCGGCGUCUCCGAUUCGGGUCAGUUGCAUGGGCUGAGCGAAACGGACAUGUCUUGCUCGCUGCACACGCUCAACCAGAUGGCGCGAAAGUUGGGCGCUUCGACGUCGGUUCUGCGAAGAAAAAUGCUCUCAGCCGGACGGUCCGUCGUUGAGGUACUCGUUCGGAAGAUCCCGGACGACCAGCACAACAUUGAAGUGCGCGUCGCCGUACUGGGAGGUGCCGGUGCCGGUAAAUCGACCCUCCUGGGAGUGCUGACACAGGGCGAGUACGACAACGGAAGAGGCCGGGCGCGACUUAACAUGUUCCGUCACAUGCACGAGAUACAAACCGGCCGAACUUCCUGCAUCUCUCACGAGACACUAGGAUUCGAUCAUCAGGGUAACGUAAUCAACUACAAGUACAAUGAGAUGAUGACAGCUGAGGAGAUAAGCGACCGCUCGACAAAGCUGGUCACCUUUAUGGAUUUGGCCGGACACCGUCGCUACCUGAAAACAACUGUCCAAGCACUGUCGGGCUAUUCGCCGCAUCACGCCCUGAUAGUGGUGGCAGCUGGAAGCAAUAUUAGCAAUAUGACCCAUGAGCAUCUGGCCAUUGUUCACGCACUGGAUAUGCCGUUUUCGAUAGUGGUCACCAAGCUAGACCUGGUUCCACCGGAUGACAUCUUGUUCGAGCUGAAAACUCUGCUAACUGCCGUGGGAUAUCGUAAAGUGCCAUACCUGAUUAGCAACGAAGAUGACGUGUUGAACGCGAAUGCACACCAAAGCAUGGAACAAAUUGUUCCGAUUUUCUGUGUAUCGAAUGUCACCGGCGACGGGUUGGACUUGUUGACCAAGUACCUGUACGUUCUGUCGCCCGGUAUAAGCAAUUCCGAAAAGGAACGACUCGAGCAAGAGCCAAUCGAGUUUCAGAUUGACGAAAUUUUUAAAGUAGCCGGCGUUGGACCCGUCGUCGGUGGUUUACUCUGUAUGGGCGUUCUGACGGAAAACAUACAGGUUCGUAUCGGACCCUUGCAAGAUGGAACAUUCUAUCCAAUCACGGUACAAACCAUUCACCGCAAUAAGGCACCAUGUCGAGUGGUACGCGCAGGCCAAAGUGCUUCGCUUUCGUUUUAUUCUACUGAUGAUUUACCACCGCUGCGCAGUGGCAUGGUUAUCCUGCCGGAUUACGACGAAAAUGAAAACGCUUUCGGGUCGUUCUUCUUCCAGGCUCGGGUGUCGGUUCUCUUCCAUGCGACGCGCAUCUACAAAGGCUUCCAGACGACGGUGCACAUCGGUAGCAUCCGGCAGACGGCCAUCAUCGAGGGCAUCAUGGGUGUCGGUACCGAUGGGAUCUCAACCAACCAGACGGCUUCGGUGCUGUUCCGCUUCGUACGCCAUCCGGAGUACGUUCGGCCAGGCAUGCGGAUACUGUUUCGCGAGGGCACCUCCAAGGGUGUCGGCAAGGUGACGCAAGUGUUCCCGCUUAACGUGAAGCUGAACUAAGACUUCGACCUACACGAAGCUGCUGACAAAGUACGCUAGAAAACAGCGUACUCACGAAAGUGUUAAUAUUGUAUGUCACGAUUGGAAAUGAAAUUUUCCUUAUUGACUUAUGCUCUAUACAGAGAGACAGCGGAAAAAACUGUGAUUUUGUAACUUUUAAAAAGUCUUGAAUUAUUCAAACGUAAAUUUGCAUUAGUGAUGCUUAAAAUAGUUCGAUGUUUGUUUGAUAGAAUGACGAAUACAUAUAUUAAUAGCAAACUUGUUUUAGUCGGAAAUUCACACAGGCUCAUUUAUCUAACAACAAUAUUGCUCCAAAUCGAUAAAAUUCAUACUUUCAAAUAACUGUUCAAGGAACACUAUCCGAGUUCGAAUAUACAACUGCAAUGAAGUCGUACUUCCUGUGUUGUGAAUGUAACUUAAAGUAAAUAAAUUACCUAACU
This is a messenger RNA of Sabethes cyaneus, 3007 nucleotides long. Its product is annotated as GTP-binding protein 2. Lineage: Eukaryota; Metazoa; Arthropoda; Insecta; Diptera; Culicidae. Bases 681 to 2567 code for a protein of 628 amino acids. Gene Ontology annotation, biological process: translational elongation. Gene Ontology annotation, molecular function: GTP binding; GTPase activity; translation elongation factor activity. The transcript has 3 exons. The record is from RefSeq and is a predicted model, not a curated record.